Molecule: messenger RNA, 1097 nt
Organism: Sycon ciliatum
Lineage: Eukaryota; Metazoa; Porifera; Calcarea; Leucosolenida; Sycettidae
Product: streptococcal hemagglutinin-like
Exons: 2
Source: RefSeq, a predicted model, not a curated record
GUUGUAGCCUCUCCCAGCAGUGCCAGCACCAUUGCUAUCACCAUUGCCAGCACCAUUGCUAGCACCACCGCUAGCACCACCGAUAGCACCAUUACCAGCACCAUUGCUAGCACCAUUGCUAGCACCACCGCUAGCACCACCGCUAGCACCACCGCUAGCACCACCGCUAGCACCAUUGCUAGCACCAUUGCUAGCACCAUUACCAGCACCAUUGCUAGCACCAUUGCUAGCACCAUUACCAGCACCAUUGCUAGCACCAUUGCUAGCACCACCGCUAGCACCACCGCUAGCACCACCGCUAGCACCACCGCUAGCACCACCGCUAGCACCACCGCUAGCACCACCGCUAGCACCACCUCUAGCACCACCGCUAGCACCACUGCUAGCACCAUUGCUAGCACCUUGAUUACCAGCACCAUUGCUAGCACCACCGCUACCAUUGCCAGCACCAUUGCUAGCACCACCGCUAGCACCAUUGCUAGCACCACCGCUAGCACCAUUGCUAGCACCACCGCUAGCACCAUUGCUAGCACCACCGCUAGCACCAUUGCUAUAGUGCGUUUCAAAAGUAUAGACCUCUAGAUUUUUUCGAAUAAUUCAAAUUUGGUUUGAGCUUUUUGAGAAAUUUCUUCGGAAUAUUGCUCAGGUAGCUCACGCAAUUUUUCUCAUGUAAAUUUCUAAGCCAUUGGAUAACAGACGCCCAAUUUUGAAAAUUUUAUGCACAAAGUGAUCACAGAUUUUAUGUGGUAUAGAUGCUGGCCUAACGGUUUUUUGAAACCAGAGGUCUGGACUUUUGAAACGCACUAUAGCACCGUUGCUAGCAGCUCCGGCAGCCCUGUAGAUGGAGCGGUAGCUGAAUCUGUAUAAGGCUUAGGCAUCCAAUACUGUCUCCGGAUAGUUUCUGUGGACUGGAACUCUGCACUGCGUAUACAAGGUGUCACUGCGUAUACAAGGCAUCACUACGUAUACAAGGCGGCACUGCAUGUGUUCUAAUACAAGAAGUUUGACCCGUGGAUGAGGUAGGGGCGUCUUUGUAAAAGGUGUAAGGGGUUAGCGGUACCCGUCUUCACACAUGAUCUGUAUGCUAUUUGUCAACU